Paramuricea clavata is the source of this 3847-nucleotide messenger RNA. Lineage: Eukaryota; Metazoa; Cnidaria; Anthozoa; Malacalcyonacea; Plexauridae. The record is from the annotation of a GenBank genome assembly.
AUGACAACAAGUUUAGCUCCUAACGUUGAUCGUAAUCAACCGCUGGACAAAGAGAUUCAGGAUCAGGAGAAAUUAAUGAUGAAAAAUAUGAAGGUGAGAUUUAAAUUAUUUCAAGGCUUGCUCAUCUUUUAUAUCGUUUGGUUUCAGGCAGAAUAAAAAAUAAAUACUACAUAUAAUGUUGUAGUACACGUCUCUCUCAUAAAGUAUUUGAUGGAUACGAACGAGUAGGAGGUAAGGGUAGCCGAUUUUUUAACCCACGUAUUAUUGUAUAAUCCAAGUUUUGUACAAUAUACGUUUUUUACUUGUCCAUGAGAAACCUUUCUUUUUGUCUGUUAACGCUUGGCAGGGUCUAAAAUUUGCAGUAUCCCGAUAUCCACAGGAUACUAAAAUUUUGUUUUCGAUAUCAAACUUGGAAUGACUUGUAUCCCAAUUGGAUAUUACAAAAUUUCAAACAUUAGGAUAACGCUAAAUGUCUCCAGGCGUCUCUCAAUAGCUUGGAAUACUAUGAGUCUGCUUUCUUAAAAAUAGCCAGCAUUUGAUUUCUAACUUGGUGGUCUAGUUGUUGACUCUUGAGCCUCUUGUUCUUAUACAAUGAGAGACAUGUACUGUAUACGUCUGUGGUGGUUCAUGCCACAAUUUAUGGUAACUAAUAUCCGGAAGUGGGAUACUGGAUUCUCAGAUAGGGGCUAGAACGUUGGAUCCUGGUAUCCCAGUGGGGUACUGAUAAUUUUAAAUUUCGGAUUCUGCUUGGUGACUGCUUUUCCGUGCCGAUCAAUAGCAAAUCCAACAAAAAAUCUAGAAUCCAAGAGAUGAAUAAGAUCCGAAUCUGCGAUUAAUUUUAGGUCAAAAUCCGCCGAUCCGCAAACCUAUUCACUCCCUACCCUGUCGAGAUGACCCCACUUUCUUCAGAAAAUCCUCUGCCCGAAACGUCCAACUAUUUGGAAUCUUUCUAACGUGGUGGAGACACACCCAUUUUUAAAGUGUUCUAUGACAAUAGCUUUGCAUCGUUCAGCACGUCGGCUUUAAUGUAAAUGUGUUUUUAAUACGGAAUCCAUUUUUCGUGUUUCAGCAUAUGAACAUAUCAUUAAUAUCGUGAUGCAAAUUCUGAUUUUCAUUUUAACCUCUGUUGCAGAAAUUCUUGAAUGAUAAUAUCCAACUGCAGGUAUAGUAUUGCAGUGUGCUGUUCGCAGAGUAGUUUCGGUCAUAUUGUAGAUGCUCAGAUGAAAAAUAGGAUCUAAUAAACGCCCUGCGGGUAUAAGUUAUAUACCCGUCGAAGGUUACGGACUGGUAGCCGAAAGCUUGUAAUUAAAUAUGAAAUUCUUUGGCCAUUUCAUUCUUAUAAACGCCACUAUUAGAUAAGACGCCUUUAAAUAAAGAGGGCUGUUUACCACAAAAAGUGGUUUGACGAAUGAUUCAAAACUUGGGGCUUUCAUUAAAGAUUGGACGUUUAUUAGGUAAUAUACGAUAGCUUAUGAACUUAUUAAUUUAAGUUGAAAUAUAAUUUAACAUCCCGACCCAAACUUUCAAUGUAUGUUCUUGCAAACCAAAUGCCUGAUUGGAGGGUUGCAUCGUUCAAUUCCUCAUAUUGGUAUAUUAUCUGCUCUCACUAUUUUAGGUCAGUGCCCUAUAUGCAUUGCAAGUAUUCUGUCAUUGCAACGAAUUUCCAAAAGGUGUGUAUUUACUGAAGGCAUGUACACUGUACUUGUAUUUAUUCUUUCUAAUUCGGAUAUGCAAAUGCCUUGAAACGAUAUCUUGACUUUCAUGCAGGAUUAUUGUUAUGUACACUGCAUGUAUGUAUGUAUUGUUAACGUAUGUUUAUAAUGUUGAAACACUAAACAGGCUUAUAUUUGUAUGGGGAUGUGCCGGAUACCGGUAUCGGAUAUCCGGUAACAUACAUCCGGCAUUAUCCGGUAUGCUGUAAUAUUUAGCGGGAUAUUAUUGGAAGUAGGAUGCGACAGGGCUUUAUCCAAGCACUUUUGCUGACCCCCGUUUUAGAAAAGAUUCCGUUUUUGUGACGCAGGAAUGUAGCAAAGGUGGAAAGUCCUUGAAAGAUUUUGCUAUUUCCGCAUCUUAGACUAUGUUGCCGCUUCCUUGCUCGGAUAUAACCGCGUGGUUUGCGAAUGUAAACAUUUCGCGGGCAAUAUGCAUCGAUGUACUCAUAGUCGAGCGUAUUUUUUCUGCUGCUUUUUUACUCUUCCAGUUCAAGGUUGUGUAAAUUUUCGAUUUUAGUUGAAAAAAUUACUUUCUAUUUGUAAUAUUAAUUUUUUUGUUAUUCUUCAAUCAUUCAUUCCAUUUCAUUUUGUGCUGAUUUGAUCGAAAUAUUUAUCAGAAAUCCAAACAUGCAUGCCAUCUAAGCAUGGUGGGCACAAGACACAAAAUAUACGACAGAGGUAACUUUAUAACAUAAACAUGUCGUUUCAUUUUGAAAAACAAAACAGCUCAAAUAACCCUGUUUCUUGGAAUUCCCAAAACUAAAGCGUGUGAAAAUGAUUUUUUGUUGUUUUUUCUUUUCGUUGGGGGAAAGAUUCAGUUUAAAAACUCAAUCCAAGAUUGAGUUUUGACUUCCGUUUACCGGAGGUGAGUUGGUGGUUGGAUAAAGCCCUGAUGUGAUAAUUCAAGAUUUUUAGUCGUACCUGGCUGAUACUCCAAUGAUCAUUGCCGCGUACUUCAGCUGCUACAUACUUAAGACCUAGUCUUUAAGACUUAGUCUUUAAAAUGAAGUACAUAAAGUACAAGUUUCUGAAAGGUAUUAAUUCAGUAACCUGAAACCACGAGUUAGAACAAGAAGGACGACAACUGCACACACAAACACUAGAAUCGACUCAUUCCUUAUGCUUCGUCCCAUCAAUCCAAUCAUUUUUCAUGCUAAGACAUGUCAGACGUGCCCAUAUACAGGCUUAAUUACGGUUUGAAUACAUUGGGUUUGGUAAGGUCAUAUGGUACCAGCAAAAUGUAAGUACGCAAAUAGCGAGAGUUCCGUGUACCUACGUGGUACUUGGCUGAAAACAAAGAAGUAUCAGACCGUAAUAUUGGCGUAAUCUGGUACUAUGAAACUGUAAAAACGUAUGCUUUGUCUUUUUUGUGCGUUGCAAAAUUGUGGAGCAAGAACAAUUACUUGACAGAAAAUGUUUUCGUGAUGUAAACUGCUCUCUGCUGUAGAUUAGCUGCCCACUCCUGCACCAGAUAUAUUUAUGGACUUAUAAUGUAUACUAAAACAAUAUAGUAUAUAUUAUGGGGGAAAAUAGUCGAGUACCACUAUUAUACGGUUAUCAUUUUUCCCUAGACUACUAUCCGGUACCAUCCGGCAAAACAGUAUCCAGCACAUCUGAGCUCACUGCACUUUCACUUAGGAUUGUUAUAGUCGAUUUCACGAAACUUUGACCCCAAAUGUCCCGAACUUCGUUGCGAAGUUCGCAAGUUCGUUGCGAAGUUCGCAAGUUCAUAUUGGAAUUCACAAGCCAAUUUAUAAACAAAAUCCCUGAUUGAUCGCUGAAGUAAAAGAAGCCAAUCAAAUGCGUAGUUUGCAAACUGGUUUGUGGAUCUCAUUAUGAAGAUUUGUGGUCAAAGUUUCGUGAAAUAGACUGUAUAUUUGUGAUGUUGAAUCAAAACAAUAUCUUUAUAUUUUGUUUCAGGAUUGUUGUUACGUAUGUUUGUGACGUUAUAUGAUCUGGAAAUCAUUGAAGAAGACGCCUUCAUAUCAUGGAAAGAAGAUGUGAAUGACCAACAUCCAGGCAAAGGACGAGCUCUCUUUCAGGUACUGUACGUAAUUUUUGCCACUGAUUUCAAAACAGCCUACCGUUGUUUACAUGAUUGUUGUAUCCAAAUGCUGAUUGGUCAGCUGAAGUGA